AUGCCUGUUCGGAGAGGUCAUGUUGCGCCACAAAACACCUUUUUGGGGAUAAUUAUAAAGAAAUUUGAGGGACAAAAUAAGAAAUUCAUUAUAGCCAAUGCCCGGGUUCAGAACUGCGCCAUCAUCUACUGCAACGAUGGCUUCUGUGAGAUGACCGGCUUCUCGCGGCCGGACGUGAUGCAGAGGCCGUGCACCUGUGACUUCCUCCAUGGAGAGUUCACCAACAGGCAUGCCAUCGCCCAGGUAGCCCAGGCUCUGAUGGGGUCUGAGGAGCGCAAGGUGGAGAUCACCUACCACCGCAAGGAUGGCUCUGACUUCCUGUGUAACACCCACAUCAUCCCAGUGAAGAACGAGGAGGGCAUGGUCAUGAUGUUCAUCCUCAACUUUGACUACAUCCUAGAGGAGGACAGCAGUGACUCUCUGGAGGGACUCAACCACACGUCUCCUGCCAAAGCUGAACCAAGUAGAUUCUUUUGUUUCCGGCUCCCAGCCUUACACCUCCUGGGCAUCAGUAAGCAGUCCCUCCCUCAGGAGGACCCUGACGCCGUCAUGAUCGACUCGCCCCGCCGCAGCGAAGAGUCGGUGGCCACCCGCGACUUCCGGUCACUGCCCACCCGGGAGAGCUGCAGCCCCUCCUACACCAACGACACGCGAGCCCUCAUCGGUCCCAGCCACUGCUCCACCCCUGUGUCGGGACCCCUGGACCACUCAUCCCCCAAGGGGCCAGUCUGGAACAGGCUGGUUCCCCAAGCGGUUCCCCAGGCCCAGCCUCAGACUGUGGGCACUCUGGCCCCCUCCAUCUCAGGCCUGACCCCCACCGCGUCCAGGGAGAGUGUGUGUAGUAUCCGGAGGGCCUCCUCUGCACAGGACAUGGAGGGUUUUGGCUCCAACUCCAAGAUGGCCUUCAGGGACCGACACGCAAGUGAAGACAAUGAUCAUAAUAUCAAAGGACCCUUCAACCAGAUCAAAUCCAGUCUUCUGGGCUCCACGUCUGACUCCCACCUCAACAGAUACAGCACCAUCAACAAGAUCCCCCUCAUCACGCUCAACUUCUCAGAGGCCAACAAUGACAAGAAGUGCCCCUCCCCUUCGUCCUCCGAGAAAACCAUCAUAGCCCCAAAGGUCAAGGACCGAACACACAACGUCACCGAUAAGGUCACACAGGUGCUAUCCCUGGGCGCAGAUGUGCUUCCCGAGUACAAGCUCCAGGUGCCGCGCAUGGACAAGUUAACUAUCCUCCACUACAGCCCCUUCAAAGCGGUGUGGGACUGGCUCAUCCUGCUGCUGGUCAUCUACACGGCCAUCUUCACGCCCUACUCCGCCGCCUUCCUCCUCAACGACCUAGAGGAGCAGAAGAGGAGGGAGUGCGGCUACUCGUGCUCGCCGCUCAACGUGGUCGACCUCAUGGUGGACAUCAUGUUCAUCGUGGACAUAUUGAUCAACUUCAGGACAACCUAUGUGAAUCUCAACGAGGAGGUGGUCAGCCACCCGGCGAAGAUAGCCAUCCACUAUUUCAAGGGCUGGUUCCUCAUCGACAUGGUGGCUGCCAUCCCCUUUGAUCUGCUCAUCUUCGGCUCGGGAUCAGAUGAAACCACCACUCUGAUUGGCCUGCUGAAGACCGCCCGGUUGCUCCGACUAGUUCGCGUGGCCCGUAAGCUGGACCGAUAUUCAGAGUACGGAGCCGCCGUCCUUAUGCUCCUCAUGUGCAUCUUCGCCCUCAUUGCCCAUUGGCUGGCCUGCAUCUGGUACGCCAUCGGCAAUGUGGAGAAGCCCUAUCUGGAGCACAAGAUUGGCUGGCUGGAUAACCUGGGCGUGUCCAUUGGAAAGAGGUACAACUACAGUGACCCCAGCUCUGGCCCGUCCAUCAAGGACAAAUACGUCACGGCCCUCUAUUUUACCUUCAGUAGCCUGACCAGCGUGGGCUUUGGCAACGUCUCCCCCAACACCAACUCCGAGAAGAUCUUCUCCAUCUGUGUCAUGCUGAUUGGCUCCCUGAUGUACGCCAGUAUCUUUGGUAAUGUGUCGGCCAUCAUCCAGCGGUUGUACUCUGGUACGGCGCGGUACCAUCUGCAGAUGCUCCGGGUCAAAGAAUUCAUACGCUUCCACCAGAUCCCCAACCCACUGAGGCAACGCCUGGAGGAGUACUUCCAACAUGCCUGGAACUACACCAACGGCAUCGACAUGAAUAUGGUCCUAAAGGGUUUCCCAGAGUGUCUCCAGGCUGAUAUCUGCCUCCACCUCAACGCGAGUCUGCUCCAGGGCUGCAAGGCAUUCCAAGGGGCUACUAAGGGCUGCCUGAGGGCCCUGGCCAUGAGGUUCAAGACCACGCACUCCCCACCGGGCGACACACUGGUCCACUGUGGAGACGUGCUUACUGCCCUCUACUUCUUGUCACGAGGGUCCAUCGAAAUCCUCAAGGAUGACAUCGUGGUGGCCAUUUUGGGGAAGAAUGACAUCUUUGGGGAGAUGAUCCACCUGUACGCCAAGCCGGGGAAGGCCAACGCGGACGUGCGGGCGCUCAGCUACUGUGACCUGCACACCAUCCACAGGGAGGAGAUCCUGGAGGUGCUUGACAUGUACCCUGAGUUCGCCGACUACUUCCUCAGCAAUCUGGAGCUGACCUUUAACCUCCGAGACGAGAGCGGCAAGGUAAAUACAGACGGACGGACAGACAGAAACAGAUGGAUGAAUGAGGACGGAUGGACCAUGCGAUCGUUAGGCAGUACAGAUGCAAUUGUAAGGGGUGUAUUUUCUUGUACGCAGCCUCAGAAUGCAGAGUCAGUCUACCCCUACCCCAGUGAUUCUGAUGGGGAUGACAUCAAAUGCAGAAGAAGGCUCACUAACAAGAGGAAAUCUUCCGCAGGGACCCAGAUCAAAGAGACGUCGGUGUUCUGCGAUGGUGACCUGCGUGGGGAGGAGUGGGGGUGCGUGCGGCCCAGAGAGGUCCUGGAGGAGUCGGCCCAGGCCCAGGACUCCCGAAGUGGGGUCGUAGAGGAGGACAGUGAGCCGGACAUCACCUACGGAGAGGUGGAGCAACGUCUGGACCUGCUGCAAGAGCACCUAAACAGGCUGGAGUCCCAGAUGACGUCAGACAUCAAGGCCAUCCUCCAGCUGCUGCAGAGGCAGACCACCGUGGUUCCCCCGGCCUACAGCAUCGUCACCUCCAGCCCAAAGUACCAGAGGCCUGCAAUCAGGGUGCAGCCUGUUUCUGCCAUCAGGAUCACAGAGCCUCAACACAGCCUCAACCCUGCUUCACCACUGGCCCAGAAUCCUGACAUGGAGAAGCCUCUGAACAAAUCCAAAGAAUCCAUGUCAGGCCAGGGUCCCACGGAAAUGCCCCCGGAAGAGGACCUCAAGGCGGGACUGCUAGAGAAGGACACAGAGCCCAGACACACACAAAACAAAAUGGACUCUCCGGAGAAACAACAACCUGGAGCUCUCUUCCCCUCCGCCAGACAAGCCUCGCUCCCCGACGCAUCACCUGAACAUUCAGAAAUGUCAGGACUCCACAGGCCGGUAUCCGACCCUGGGCUUCUGGGAAAGUAGGCCCUUUCGCCUGCGUGCGCCUCUCUUUCUCACUACGGAAAACUAGGGCUUCUCUCGAAGUUUGACUCAGGGUCUUAGAAGGAGACUGUAUAUGCAAAGAAUACUGUCGACUUCCUUCCAUCCAUUCCUUUUCCAAUAUUUUCUGCCGAUCUCUGAUUCAGAUGUGUUAUAAAGUACAUUUAUAUAGCGGUAUUUAUACUGUAUAUUACUACUAUCUGUAAUUAUCUACCAUGUACAUAUUUCAGAUGUCAUACUGCCAGCAACACAAAGGCACCUAACAUGUUUGUUCUUCCAAGAAAAAUGCAUGUCUUGGAAGUGUUUUCUGUUGCAUGGUCAAAACACAACCCAUCUCAUGCACUGCACAGUCAUGGUGUGAGGUCGGCAUGCUUUCAGAGUAAUGAGUAUCCGUUAUAUAGUUAUUCCCAAUCGAUGGGGACAAAGCCACUUGAAACUCUCUUUCAAAGGCAUUUUCAAUCUGAAAGUAAGUGUGCAGUUUUAAACUCAUCGCAUUAAUGACCUUAUCAAACAGACACCAUGUAAUGUAUUUGGCUAAUUAACAAUCUCCACGUCCGACAUUAUAUAUACAAAUAUUUCAUCAUAUAUUGUGCUUAAGUACCUACCGUCAACUUGUCUUUCAAAAAGUAAUCUGAUCAGAAGAGACAAAGAACCACUAUGUAAAAUACAUCUUCUAUUAGAUUAUAAAUACACAGAUAUGCAAAUGAAUAUGAUUUAAAUGGUUGGGAAAGCUCUUAUACAAAGUAUCCCUUACACUGCUAAAGUAUUCCUGAGAGAGAUUAUUUGUAAUCACUUUGCACCACAAGUCUCUUUCAUGGGGCCAUGAAAGCAAUAACGAUAACAUUAAAACAUUAAUUUACACACAUGAAUAAUAUACAUAUUUGAUUAAUGACUAGAAAUUAGCACGGGUACAUGCCCAAAAGUCUUUAAAACUUGUACGGCAUGAACUAAAACAGAAACUAAAAGACUGUACUUCAAGUUCUGUAUUCUUGUUAAAAAAAAACUACAUGCAAAUGGACUCUACUGUAUAUUUGAAUUUACAAAAGAGAUACUUAUCCACUUAAUAUAGCUACUUUCCUCCCUGAAUCACUGAAUAUGUUUUACUAUUGAAAAUAUUGUCAAAAAAUAAUUUAAU
Messenger RNA from Salvelinus namaycush (lake trout), 4696 nucleotides. RefSeq names its product potassium voltage-gated channel subfamily H member 7-like. Gene Ontology annotation, molecular function: inward rectifier potassium channel activity. Gene Ontology annotation, biological process: potassium ion transmembrane transport; membrane repolarization during action potential. The record is from RefSeq and is a predicted model, not a curated record. The transcript is spliced from 16 exons. NCBI's taxonomy places the organism in Eukaryota, Metazoa, Chordata, Actinopteri, Salmoniformes, Salmonidae. Gene Ontology annotation, cellular component: membrane. The coding region runs from base 1 to 3546 and encodes 1181 amino acids.